Messenger RNA from Gaeumannomyces tritici R3-111a-1, 2342 nucleotides. RefSeq lists its product as hypothetical. The transcript has 2 exons. Bases 483 to 2048 code for a protein of 521 amino acids. The record is from RefSeq and is a predicted model, not a curated record. NCBI's taxonomy places the organism in Eukaryota, Fungi, Ascomycota, Sordariomycetes, Magnaporthales, Magnaporthaceae.
CAGCCACCAGCAGCCUGCCGACGGAUCCCGCAUGUCUAGCAUCGAUGCGUCUCUGUAUUAUGCAUUUUCAACUACCAGCAAGCAGGAAUAUGCUCCGACCGGAGCCGGGCGCUGCGGUUUCUUGCACCCGCACAUCGCUCGAUUCACAAGCCCACGCUAACGCGCCCUGCUCGUUUUACCCGGAAUAAGAUGAAGGACCGGGGUGUGGCCAUGACCUUGGCUCGUUGGUGGGAGGGGCGUGCAGGCGCCUGACAGGGUCUGGCGCAGCGUUGCAGCUGAUAUCAGAGCAGCCAACCAUCAAACAUGGUGUUCCCGCCGCAUGUCGUCUACCGCGGCGCUUCAUACACCUCCCUACUUGCCAGUGUCAAUGCUUCGUGCGCCUCCAUGACUUUCGCAAGAUCCUGCCGUUGCUGGCGCAGCCGUGGCUUCUACUGUAUCACCUGCUAGAUAUUCCGACGCCCUACGCAGCUGCGUUGACUGGCAUGGCAGCGGGCCCCUCAUCGGCGGGCGAGCCUUCCAAGCCUCCGCCUAGAGAGUCUACACCAGCACCAGGAGCAGCCGAGGAUGUGAAACCGACACCACCGCCAUCACCACCAUCUUCAGACUCUCCUGCACCGCCGCCUCCUUCGCCCCCAUCGUCACGUGCCCCGCCGUCACCUGCACCUCCUCCGCCCGCAUCCGAGAACAAGCCCCGGCAGACAUCGACAGCUCCUCCACCUGCAAAGACUUGGGCGCCUGCAGCUGACAUCAAGCCAUCCUCCCUAUCAUCAUCAAGCACCGCUAGCAGCAGCAUAGCCAACUCCACCAGUGGCUCCUACACCAACUCCACCACCCCAAGUGGCAUUGCUGGACUGACAAACGCCCUAGGCGCGGCCGACGGCGGCGCGGCUGCCAGUAGACCGGGCCUUGGUAGCGGGGCCGUGGCCGGCAUUACGCUCGGCGCGGUAUUGCUCGGAUUUGCACUGGGCGCCCUGGUGGCCAUGUUCUUCUUCAGGAGAAAACACAGGAGAGCCGAGAGCGAAACCGCGCCCGCCGCCUCCUCCUCUUCCUGGCGCCGGUCAGGAGUCGUCGAGCACAUCGGCAACAAGGACGGCGCGGGGAUGUCGGCAGCGCCUGCGGCCAAAUCCGCGCCCGCUCGUCAGCCUUCGUCCGCUUCUUCCGCGUCGUCAUCCAUCCUUUCGCCAUUGGCUGUAGUGGUCAGAGCGGCAUCGGCGCAAGCAGCGCAUCCAGCGUCAGCCACUGCAUCAGACCCGCUCCGGCUAGACCAGUUCCUGCUUUCACCGGCGCCGGACCAGGCCAUCGCGUCGGAGCUGCAGGCUCUGGAUCACCUUAUUCAGAUGCACGUCGAAAACUAUUACCAUCUAGGCCGCAUGCAACCGUCGACUGCCGUCCGCGACGAGCUCCAAUGCGCUCUCGUGGACCUGGGGCUGGGCAAGGAACCAUCCGAGCCGACCCCGGCGCAGGUGGUCACUCUUGCAGUGAAGCCAAAAACACGGCAUGCGGCGUUGAGGCACAUUAUCGCCAGCGCCAUGUCGCAGAGCGUGGCCCUCGGCUCAACGACCAACUAUUCACUGCUACCAUCGUCGUUACGUCUCUUUGUGAAGGAGAUGGCACCAACAGAAAAGGACCGGGGCAGUCCAAAAGCCGUUUCUACUGCUCUUACACGAUGGCGGCAAAUGUCCAUGUUUCUCAUCCACCCCAAUAGGUCCGACAGGAGCACAUUGGUUCCGACAGAGGCCAUGGUCGGUGAUAAGGUAAAUAAGCUGGCAGUGGCUCUCAACAAGCUCCUUGAUAUCUUUGUAAACCCGCAAGGAUCAGGCCAGCAGCAGAUCCACCUGCACGACCUCCUGAUGGAGUGGGCAAAGUUUGGAUACCUGCUGCUCUCCCAGCCGGGAGAGUUCUGCCUGCGGCAAGUCGCCGAAGGUCAGCCAGGGCAGGGCAAGGGCCACCUCGUCGUGUGCCCCGGACUAGUCAAGGUUGGGAACGAGCAGGGGGAGGCGUACAAUCCUUCCAGAACCUUGCUGGCCCCGGCAACGGAGCGGAUUUGACUCACGGGGGGUUAGAUGAUUGUUUCGUAGACGGAAACACUUCUGUUCUCUGGAGCGCAGGCUUGUUGGUAAUUUCAAAACUCUUGAGGGCCAUGCAGCGGCGGGACGGAAUCUUGGGAGUGCCAGUCCACCAUGACAUAUCACAUCACCGCGCCAGGCUAUAUGAAAUGCAAUACUGAAAGCCAGAUUUUUGCUUGUUGUUUCCCCUUCUGCAUCACCCGUCUUGGCUGGCGGCGCCUAGCGGCAGGCUAGCGAGGGGGACCUGAAUUAGCCCGUUAGGCCUCCAUCCUCCCC